This is a messenger RNA of Aedes albopictus (Asian tiger mosquito), 6505 nucleotides long. RefSeq names its product general transcription factor 3C polypeptide 1. NCBI's taxonomy places the organism in Eukaryota, Metazoa, Arthropoda, Insecta, Diptera, Culicidae. Bases 86 to 6289 code for a protein of 2067 amino acids. The transcript is spliced from 7 exons. The record is from RefSeq and is a predicted model, not a curated record. Gene Ontology annotation, biological process: 5S class rRNA transcription by RNA polymerase III; transcription initiation at RNA polymerase III promoter. Gene Ontology annotation, molecular function: DNA binding. Gene Ontology annotation, cellular component: transcription factor TFIIIC complex.
UCAAAGGCACACAAAUUUGCAAAUGUCACAACAAUCACCGUUUUUUAGUGCAGCGCGUGAAAAAACCUGAUAUUUUACUCGUAAAAUGCUCCGAAACGCACCGCUUUCGGCGGUGCUCAACGAGGAAGUGGCCCUAGAAGGCCUGGAGGGUACAACUCUCGACUAUUUAUGGAACCGCCUGGGGACUCGGCUGAAAAUCAAGUUGCCGCUUCCGGAGAAAUUCUGCCACAAUGUGUGGUCACUGAUUCUGAUAAACAGCGAGUACAUGUUCUACCAGCUUCCGGAACCGCGAAAGGGCUUCGUUUUCUUCGAACGUUUGGAGCACGUCGAUCCGGCCACAGGCGUGUUGAAGGAGCCCAAGGAUUUUCCCGGCCACCGGUUUAAAUACAGUCCGAUUACGGCCAGUGGCAUUAGAGGUUCUUGUGAACAUUACGACACUCGGCAGGUGAUUGCCCGGGAGGAACUGGCCGCAAUGACCUAUCAGCAAGUCGAGGCUAGAUGGCCCAACAAAUUUGCAAUCGUGGCGUCGCAAAAAAUGCGGGAAUCGUUUAUCAUCGAACCGAAUUUCACCGCCGAGUUGACCAUAAUCCAGUACUGCAUGCUAGAGUGGAUUGCCCGCUCCCGUUUCAAUGGGGAAACCUCUCAGGGCAAAUAUUCUUUGGUUGAGUUGACGAAGGACUCCAGCAUUCUGUACUACAACAGGAAAUUUCUAACCGACUGCAAACUCAUCACACGCCAAGCCCUCUGCCAGAGGACAGGUGAGACCAGUAUUCAGGGCAUGGUUUUCCAUCUUCCUCGAUACUAUUGCGAGAUGAAACCGAAAGGACUGCUGAUCACCGAGAAGGUGGUUAAUAUCCUGAAGACUCGCCCAAACUACAUGGCCGAUUAUGACGAGAUUAAGCUGAUGGUUUUGGGACGAGCUGAGGCGCGUAAGUGGUUCCGAGGUAAUGAGUUCACGAAGUACGUCAGAACCGAUGAGACAGUUACGUAUCGUACGCUCUAUCCGGAAGCGGAACGUCGCGAGUACAUGCUGAAGAACAAGAAGAAUGAAGAGAAGCAGGUUCGCAUUAUGAGGCUCAUUGAUCCGGAUGCCGAUGUGUACGAUCUCUGGUACAAGGACGAGCAGCCCGAGGAGGACCAGAAGGAUGGAUUCCUGGACUCGCAGAAGGCGUACAUCGAUAUGCCGGUGUUGCAGCAGGCGUACAAUGUUAUUGCCAGCUCGGGUGAACAGGGCAUCUCACAAUCGGCACUGGCAACACAGCUGGGGCUAGAUCGGCUGAAUGCCCGCGCGCUGGUGAAAAAUUUGAUGCGAAUCAAGGCGAUCGAUGGAAGCUCCGUGGACGAGGGACGGCAACGGACAACAAAGUACUUCCUUCCGGGCAUGACCCAACGAACCAUUUCGCUCGACAAGGAAAUGAUUCAACUAAUGAGCAGCCACCACUCGGUCUCUGUGAGUGGCGUCCAAGACCAGAAGCCCGAUGUAUCGGCACUGCAGCACCAGGAGCAAAAGCCACAGCCGCAGCAACAAAUACCUUCCGCAUCACUUCCGCUGAAUCCAAUGGCAUCCACUUCCGGCAUUUCCAAUAUGAGCGAAUCGAGUAAUUUCAGCAUAUCGUUGGAUGAUGAUGACAACGACGAGGAGGAUGAGCACUACAAGAUAAAUCUGAACCUGUACGCGUCGGCCAACACAACGGUGAUCGAUUCGAUCGACGUUCAGCUCAACAUAUGCAACGAGAUAAACGGGGUGAAGGUACCGGGAGGUAUUUCGGCCAUGAUGAACUCGAAGCACAUUAGUGCGAAGGUGCUCAAGCGGUGCAAUAUGAUACUGGAGCUGGUGAAGAAGUUCCACGUGAUCGAGCCCAGGGAGGUGCUGAAGCAGAUCGCGCGGUUCGAAAGGGAGUCCGGUUAUAAGGCGGAGGCUUGCCAGAAGUCGGUUCAGAGGUUGAUUGCCAAGCUGGCUACGGAUAACUAUUUGAAGAUUGCGAAUGUUCGGCUGGCCAAGGAUGACAAGGUGUCCAAUGUGGUGUACGCGUGUGAUUUGACUGUGGACGACAGCAGUCCCAUUUUGAAGGGGAAGAUUGAAGCGGCCAAGGCAAGGAUGAUGAUGUCGGUCAUAGGGCAGCAAACUGUGAAGAAGGUGCCGAAUGAGGUUGAGACCGUGACGGCGAUUGUCGGAACGAGUUACGAGGGAACACUGGCCAAGUGCUUGAGAAUGAAGUUGUUCCACGAGUUCAUGUUCUAUUUGAUUUACCAAUUCUCGCCGGAUGCAAUUCCGCUGCCGGGUGAGGAUCUGAGGUCGCUGGAUUUGAGCUGCGUCGAGGAGGAGAUCGGCCCUAUCUACAGUGUGGAAGGGUGGAAGUUGUUCGUUCCACCGCUGAAUGUGUACGAGAGCUACGGGCAAGGUUGGGCGUUGUUGACGGACAUCACUCUCCGGCUGCCAUUGUCCGUGUUCUGUCAGAUCUGUACGUUUGGAUUCUAUACGAAGGAUCUCGACUAUUGGUUGGAUCAUCCCAUUCGGCAGCAUAUGCUGGUUAAACAGCUACCGAAAGCGGUUCGGUUGCAGUUGUUCCGCCAGAGGAAGUAUAUUUUCAACAUUUUCGAGAUGUGUCAGAAGCUGUGUCAUGCCGGAUUGAUCCAGUUUGGUCCACAGCGAAUGAAAGAUCGGGAUCAAACAUUUAUCUACCUCAACCGACACACAGCACUAUUGGAUACCAGGGACUCUGCCGUCGGUUACCACGAGAUCGAGGAGAAGGAGUACUCCAUGAAGUCGUUCACGUUCGCUAACUUGGAUGAUGUGCAAAACUAUUGGGAGACGUUGUACAAAAUUGCUGUGAACACUCCACUGAAUCGAAGAAGCGUCGCCUUCGGGAAGGAGAUUAUGGUUCAGCAGUUGCAUGUCAAGCCUGAAAUCAUAGAAGCUUGUAAGCCUCGUACGCCAGAACAGGCGUUUGUGAAUGAUGUGUUUAAACUACCGCCUGGGGAUAAUCGGGGAGCUGCUGGAAUGGAUACGGCCAUGUUCGUUCACUUGAAAUCCAACUGGAGCAAGAUAAUGAAUUACGCCCCGGCAGUGAAGAGCCAGCAGGCGAAACUGAAACGGCUGAAGACACUGAAAAAGAUAGCGACCCUGCACAAACCUGGCGCCUCCUCAACGCCGAGCCGAGGCGCAAACCCUAAGAAAAUGUCCACUCUGAAAGAGAAGAAACUUUGCUUGAAGGCUAAACUUUCGGUGAAACCGUUUGCCUCGACCUACAAACGGUACGAUCGGAAACCGACCAUCCAUGUUCGCCGCAUCGAAAAGCGGCCGUCGGGCAAAAGGAUGCGGAAUCUGUACGACGAAGUUGAUCGCCGGGCGCUGAAGUUGAUGAGCAAACUCCGGGUGGACUGGAGUCGUAACGAGGAUACCGUACUGCUGAUCUGUAGAAUCGCUAUGAAAUAUCUGUUUAACGAUACCACCAAAGCAAACACUAUAAUCAAUUCAAUUCUUUAUCGGGACAUUCUCCACUGGACCAUUCCGGCGUCGGCUAACAAAACUGCCCGGGCCUGCCAGCGACGUAUCAGCUAUAUGGUGAAGCACAAAAGUGGAGUGGCCGCCAAUAUUAAGCUCUGUGUCGAGGAAGCUCGUCUCAAUCCGGUGUUGGAGGCGCGGUUUGGGAAGAAUUUUGUGAAUCAAUUGAAGAACAUCUAUACCACAGUCGAUAGUUUCACCAUGGCACUCAAGAUUCACUUCAUAGAAUUGGUAUACAUGCUUAGAACUACCCUGACUAAGCUGAAGAUGAAUGAGGGCGUCCGGCCGAUUGAAGGUCAGAACGAUGGCAGAUCACGCCCGGUAAGUCAGUUCAUUCCGGAUACAAUCGCUGAUUUUGAGCAGCGCUAUGACAUCCGGCAGGCACAAGACACACAGGAAAAACUGAACUUCAGCGUGAACCCAACGACCCAAGAAGACAUAAUCGUCCACAAAUUGGCCACAUUGAUUCACGGAACGGUGUCAAACGCUCGAGCUAAAACUUCGUUCAGCGUACAGCUCUUCAACAUCUAUAAGAACUAUUCCGAAAAGCAUUUGUCCAUGGCGAUGAAGAUGAUUCGCAACUACCGAUUGAUUUCACUGUCCAAAAAGCUUAAAUCAAAUAUCAGCAUCCAAAGAAGCAUCGUGCCGUCAUCCUCUGGAGAUAACCCUUAUCACAUUUCCAUAACGUAUCUCAAUCAAAUUUCAACCAGAAUUCCAUUGGAAAUGUUUACCUUUGUGUACAAUCACUACAUCCAACUGCUGGAUCGUCUGGACUACGAUGAACCUGUGACGUUUGAAGACGGCAGUCAAGGCCUCGUAUUACUCCUCGGCGAACUAGCCACCACAAACGCCAUCGAGUUGGAACUGGAAUCGCCCACCGAGUUCAUCAGUAUGCAUCCGGAUCUGCGAAAUACAGACCCGGAGCUGGCCCAACAAGGUGAUUUACAGAACAACGAAUUCCCAGAGUUUGCACAACCUGCGCAGGUCACUACAGUAGGCCCGGCCAAGGAAAUCAAGAACGAACCGCGAUCGGUCGCCAAAGUCCGUUUCGAGUCAACCAGUGAUGUCUACUUCAACUACGUUAUGCAUCCGAUCGAGAAGCUCACCAAAAUUCCCACGGAAUACUUACACUUCUUCUGCAUUCUGGACAGCCUCAACGGAGGCGCCCUACUGCGGGCCAUCAAGAUCGACGAGACGUCCAACAUUUGCUCGACGCCCGACUGCUUGCUUCAAAGCAACGACCGGAACAUUAUCCAGAAGUGCGUCUCGGUUGCCCUGAAAAACAAGGACAUCAUCGAACGCGUCAAAGGAAUCCGACCGUCUCGCGUUUGCAUGACUCCUCUGUUGGUAAUCAGCGAGGACAACCUGGCGCAAUAUUUCACCCGAACGGUCAAGGAGUACACCAAAACGCAGCGGGACUUCCAGAAACGGGAUCUCGGUCGGUUGCCGGAUGGGAUCAAGUCUCCGAUUAACAUGGUAGAUCUGGCGUACGACAUUGUGCAGUUCCAGAAGGUCCAGGACUUCAACUGGUUGGAUCGUUACGAAAUCACGCACAUCGAGGAUGACAAUGGAUUGCUGAUGGACCCGGAAAACGAAAAAGCCGGUACCGAUGAUCUAACCGAGAAGGUCCACAAGCUGCACAACUUCUACGUCGUCAACUAUCUAAAAAUAAGCCUUCGACUUCUCUACCGGCAUCCCAGCGAUCUGAACUACCGGCUCAAACUGGAAAACCGAUCGAUACCGGCUGUUUUCCUACCGACGUCAUUCGGCACUCGGCAGAACCUGCUAACGAAAAUCUCUAACGACACUUUGUGGCCCAACAUCGACGAGCUACGGCCACUGCUGGAAGAGGCCACACCACUAAUCCACCAGAACCAGCGGCUCUGGUCGGUGGCCCACUUUAUCGAAGGCAAGGCCGAGCAGGGAGCUACCGUCCAGGAGCUGGGCGCCCACUUCCGCAACAACCACGCCGAGCUAGCCCAGGAUCUUCAGGUACUGCUCAACUUCAAGUUCAUCCUGCGAACCGGCAUCCGGCACAUUACCUACGUUCACUGGCAGCACGUUGCGCCGUGGUUGCUGCGGACCACCUGUAUCCUGAGCGCCGACCCAAACAGCGAUUCGGUUACCACCGAUGGGGUGCGUAUCAAACAGGAACCGGGCACUUCGCAUCCGAAAAGAGCCGAACCGGAUGACAGUUUGCGGCUGUCGUCCGACGACGAAGAGGACGACGUAACGAUAGAGGAGGUGAACAACGAAGAAAUGGGACCGCCGCCGAAAACGCGGCGCGAUGAAUUCAACCGGAGGGUGGCCGUCAUCGAGGAGAGGAAUCGAUUCAAACCAAAGAAGACCUUAUCUCUCUCAUUGACACCGUGGAUAAAGAUCGACGGUGCGAUCAACCGCAGACUGCUGUACCGGUGGAUGACCGCUGUUUUACUCUAUUGCCUGUCCCACCCGGGGGUGCAACUGACGUUCAUCUAUUCCCGGUUCAACAUGAUGGCCCCGGUACAUCUGUACUAUUUGCUGGAGAUGUUGCAAGACUUUGGAUGUUUGAAAAUGUACUCGAUGGAAGUGCGACAAAAGAAAUCCAUUUUCUCCACCUAUCGACCGGUGAAAGUUGCGACGGCAACCGAGUUCGACCACGACGAGUACACCUACGUCGAAACGACUGCAAACGCCCUAAGCACUCUGACCACCCUCAUCGGAGACUACCGGAAGUUCCAGGAUGACUUCCUAUCGCCUCCCAAAUCCAACGAACAACCGGAGGUGGAACAAUCUGAUGGGUAAGGGCAAUAGACUGAUUGGACCAGGAGGGGCGUGUCAUCGGCAUCUCUCACACCAAGCUAAUGUAAGUAAACGGUACAUUCACUAUUUAAAUCGCAUUUAAGUAAAGGAUUCUUUUUACACGAUCCAAUUCUAAAAACGACACACAUGAUUUGCUGUCCGAGCGAGGUCUUCGCUAGAAUAAACUUAUGACUACUCAUUCAUAUAGUGUAAAAAGGA